AGGCUAAUCACCAGGGGAAUGGCCAAGUCAACGCAAGUACAUCUUCAAGAAGAAUGAAAACUUUUUUGCACUACCUCGCUUCAGGAGGCUUUCACAGACAGGUCGGUUAUGCUGUUGGUUAUGCUAAGCCAACUGCAAUAUUACAUGUGACUGAGGUUUCUGACUUUUUCUUUGACAUAGCUGCGCGUCAUAUUUCAUUCCCUGAGCAGGAUGAGUUUGAUCAACUGGCCCAGCCUCUGGUUGAUAUCGACGGAGUUGAGCGGCAAGUGAUUCUUUUCAUAGACGGCGUUAUUGUGAAAAUCCAAAAGCCUGAUAGGGCUGGUGAUGCGUAUUACUGUGGGAGGCCGGGGAAAUGUUGCGACUCCAUCAACGUGCAGUACGUUGUAGAUCGAUUUGGCAGGGUAAGACACGUUAUAAGCGGAGUACCUGGAUCGACGCACGACAAAACAGCGGCCGAGUGGUCUCGAGAAUUGUUCGACUUCCUUGAUCAACUUCCAGAGGAGUAUGUUAUGCUUGGUGAUCCUGCCUACAGGAACCUGCACCGAUCUGUGCUGAUUACUUUUACUGGAAAUAAUCUUCGACAGGAACAACUAGAUUUUAACAACAGAUGCACUCGACUCCGUCAAAUAGUUGAGAGGUCUAUCGGAUGUACUGAACUGAUAUGGAGGAUCAAUCAGCUAAAAGAGAAUAGGUACGCUGCGAAAUAUGGCCCUGUUUUUCCAUCAAAAUGCACUGUAGCAACAUGCGUGUUACACAACCUUUACACCAAUUUCUUGGCUUGAACCAUAUGUGA
Molecule: messenger RNA, 793 nt
Organism: Lineus longissimus
Lineage: Eukaryota; Metazoa; Nemertea; Pilidiophora; Heteronemertea; Lineidae
Exons: 1
Coding region: 54-782 (242 amino acids)
Source: RefSeq, a predicted model, not a curated record